Messenger RNA from Boleophthalmus pectinirostris (great blue-spotted mudskipper), 3477 nucleotides. It is a transcript of the gene trim37, whose product is annotated as tripartite motif containing 37. The record is from RefSeq and is a predicted model, not a curated record. The transcript has 26 exons. Gene Ontology annotation, biological process: protein autoubiquitination; negative regulation of centriole replication. The coding region runs from base 303 to 2954 and encodes 883 amino acids. Lineage: Eukaryota; Metazoa; Chordata; Actinopteri; Gobiiformes; Gobiidae. Gene Ontology annotation, molecular function: zinc ion binding; tumor necrosis factor receptor binding; ubiquitin protein ligase binding. Gene Ontology annotation, cellular component: aggresome; peroxisome.
CAGGGGGCGCCUCUGCGCUCACGGACAGACGUGACCGUAAAACACGGAGGUGUGUGUCCCGCAGGACGCAGCUUCACCGCGUUUACCGCGUUUAUUCCCGCAGCAGGAGUCCGGGACGGGAAAGACCCGCCUGGUUCGGCUGCGGUGGGACCGGGUCAGCAGGAGCCGGGCCCGCAGUCCUCGGUACCGCUGCGGGGAGCACCGAGGCCCGCACACCGCAUCGUACACGCACGGGAGCAUCGUACCACCCGCUGCGGAGACAGAAGCUCAUCUCUCGGCUGGAGACACUCAGAGCGGUGAAGAUGGACGAACAAAGUGUCGAGAGCAUCGCUGAGGUGUUUCGCUGUUUCAUCUGCAUGGAGAAGCUGAGGGACGCUCGUCUCUGUCCACACUGCUCCAAACUCUGCUGCUUCAGCUGCAUCCGGCGUUGGCUCACGGAGCAGAGGGCCCAGUGUCCCCACUGCAGGGCUCCUCUUCAGUUGAGGGAGUUGGUAAAUUGCCGUUGGGCUGAAGAAGUGACACAACAACUGGACACUCUCCAACUGUGCAGCCUGAGCAAACACGAGGACAACGACCGAGACAAGUGUGAGAAUCAUCAUGAGAAGCUCAGCGUUUACUGCUGGACCUGCAAGAAGUGCAUCUGCCACCAGUGUGCGCUGUGGGGCGGCAUGCACGGGGGUCACACCUUCAAGCCGCUGGUGGAGAUCUACGAGCAGCACGUGACCAAAGUGAAGGAGGAAGUGUCGAAGCUGCGGCGCCGCCUGCUGGAGCUCAUCAGUCUGGUGCAGGAAGUGGAGAGGAACGUGGAGGCGGUGAGAGGCGCCAAGGACGAGAGGGUCAGAGAAAUCCGCAACGCUGUGGAGAUGAUGAUCGCUCGUCUGGACAACCAGCUGAAGAACAAACUCAUCACACUCAUGGGUCAGAAAACGUCUCUGACUCAGGAGACGGAGCUGCUGGAGUCUCUGCUGCAGGAGGUGGAGCACCAGCUCCACUCGUGCAGUAAGUCGGAGCUGAUUUCUAAAAGUCCAGAGAUCCUGCUCAUGUUCCAGCAGGUUCAUCGUAAACCCAUGCAGUCGUUUGUGACCACCCCAGUGCCCCCCGACUUCACCAGUGAGCUGGUUCCUGCCUAUGACUCCAGCACCUUUGUCCUGGUGAACUUCAGCACCCUGAGGCAGAGGGCCGACCCGGUGUACAGCCCCCCUCUGCAGAUCUCCGGACUCUGCUGGAGGCUCAAAGUUUAUCCUGACGGGAACGGCGUGGUGAGGGGGAACUACCUCUCCGUCUUCCUGGAGCUUUCGGCCGGACUCCCAGAAACCUCCAAGUAUGAGUACCGUGUGGAGAUGGUGCACCAGGCCUCCAAUGACCCCACCAAGAACAUCAUCCGAGAGUUCGCCUCAGACUUCGAGGUCGGGGAGUGCUGGGGCUACAACCGCUUCUUCAGACUGGACCUUCUGGCCAGCGAGGGCUACCUCAACAUGCAGACGGACACACUGGUGCUACGGUACCAGGUUCGCUCGCCCACCUUCUUCCAAAAGUGCAGGGACCAGUACUGGUACAUCAGCCAGCUGGAGUCUGCCCAGAGCGGAUACAUCCAGCAGAUCAACAACCUGAAGGAGAGACUGGCCAUCGAGCUGUUCCGCUGUCAAACAUCUCGCAGCUCGUCUCCUCCAGACCCGCCGGCGUCUGAGAGGGACCCCCCCGAGGACAAGAGCGCGGGGAGGUCCAAGAGAGGAGAGGACACGACCAGAGCCCUGCAGGACGACGCCAACGAGCUGUCAGACGGGGACCUGGAGGUCGACUGUUUGACCGAGGAGGAGGUGAACCCCCUGGACGGCAGCAGCACCUCCGGGAGCUCCACGGCCACCAGCAACACGGAGGAGAACGACAUCGAUGAGGAGACCAUGUCUGGGGAGAUCGACAUAGACUUUGUGGGGAACCUGGAGACUGAAGAAGGAGAACUUCCUGAAGACCUGAUGGGAGCGACAGGAGGGGCGAGCUGUGGCGGGCGCCUGGCCAGCGCCGGCGCUCUCUCUCGGGGGUACAGUGCAGCCGUAGGGGGCGCCGUGGGGGCGGGCGCGGUGGGCGCGGUGGGCACGGUGGGCACGGUGGGCACGGGCGCCGGUCUGCUGGAGAUGGACCCUGUGAUUCUUCUGCAGCUUCUGGAGCUGAAGGAGCACAGCAGUGUGGAGUCUGUGUGGGGUCUGCAGCCUCGGCCCCCCCUCUCCCUGCUCAGCCAAGCUCACCUGAGGAAGGAGCGAGAGCGGCGCCCUCAGGUGGUGCGGCGUUCUGCCCCAGACUCUGCUGUGCUGCUCAGGCUCAAGGCGCAGAUGGCCGAGGUCCGGAACAAAAUGUGCGACGUGAAGAACCACAUGCUGGAGUCCGGAGACGCUCGGCCGGGGCCCUCGGGUGCCCAGAGCGCCGAGGAGCCGCCCUCUCACCUCCCUGACUCCGAGCGGGCGCCGGGGCACAAACCCGACGAGCCGGAGCUCAGGAGAACCAGAGGAAGAACCACUCAGUCAGCCAGGAAGUCCCAGUCUCCAGUCCUGGACUCGGGCAGGACCCCGGACCUCCUGCCCUCAGACUCACUGCUCCUGACAGGUGCACAGUUGACAGGUGCACAGUCGACAGGUGCACAGUCGACAGGUGCACAGUUGACAGGUGCACAGUUGACAGGUGCACAGUUGACAGGUGUGGUGAAGGCUGAAGCUCCAGCAGAGACCCUCUCCUCAGGACAGGUCUCCAGCUCCAGCCUGCUCUUCUCUGGAUCAGGCUUCAGCGUCACAGGGGGGGCAGUGCAGCAGCCGGACGGGUUUGGAGCCCACCAGCUCUUGGACCCUCCGACCCUCACAGACGGAACUUCAGGUGUGAGCAGUGACACCGAGGACGAGGGCCCCGCCACGCCCCCUACAGGUGAGCACCUGUCUGAGGACGUGGCCCUGUCGUCUGAGAGGUGACUCCGCUGAAGGACCCGGACCCCGUGUUUCUCCUGCAGCUUCAGUUUCAGGUCCGUGUGUUCCAGAGGAGACCUUCAGCUUCAGGUCCGUGUGUUCCAGAGGAGACCUUCAGCUUCAGGUCCGUGUGUUCCAGAGGAGACCUUCAGCUUCACUCUGGAGCUGGUCACAUGUUCUGAAGUUAAAAUUUCUCGUCUCACUUUUCUCUGUUCUGUCGUUUCUUUGUGUUUUGUUUCAUUCACACGUUUCAUACACAAACCUGCAGAAACUAAUAAUAAAGCGUCACUCAAACAUGUGAACGAAACAAACACGACGCCGACUCUGUGUGACCAGGACCUUUAGAACAUUAGAACUUUAGAACUUAAGGUUUUGGGUUUUACAGGAGCUUUAAUCCACGUUUUUUUUCCCAAUAUAUUUGAAAUGUUUAAAUGUAAAUAGACUAAAGUUUCCGUAUGUCUGACCUGAUGCAUGUUUAACUGUGACUUGUCUUAUUUAUGUUGAAAUAAAUAAAGUUUUAUCAGCGUGA